AUGCAUGGAGCUAGCUGCCCCAAGUGCGGUGCCGCUUCUGACGGCGUGAGCAAGUCCUGCGACUCCUGCGGCGCUGUAUGUGGUCUCUUGUUCCGAUCCGCUAGUUUGUCUCUUUCUUUUCUGAGCUCCCAGCCUCCGAUUCGGAGCUGCCACUUCGGAUUUAGACCUACCCAAUCUUCCUCUUCUGCUUGUUUGAGAGAAACAUGGUAG
Canariomyces notabilis is the source of this 210-nucleotide messenger RNA. RefSeq lists its product as uncharacterized. The record is from RefSeq and is a predicted model, not a curated record. The coding region runs from base 1 to 210 and encodes 69 amino acids. The transcript has a single exon. NCBI's taxonomy places the organism in Eukaryota, Fungi, Ascomycota, Sordariomycetes, Sordariales, Chaetomiaceae.